Messenger RNA from Penicillium longicatenatum, 744 nucleotides. RefSeq lists its product as uncharacterized. NCBI's taxonomy places the organism in Eukaryota, Fungi, Ascomycota, Eurotiomycetes, Eurotiales, Aspergillaceae. The transcript is spliced from 2 exons. The record is from RefSeq and is a predicted model, not a curated record. The coding region runs from base 1 to 744 and encodes 247 amino acids.
AUGAAUUUCCAUCACCCCGCGGCACGCGUUGACUCGAUGCCCGCAGAUGCAUUCUACAUACCGGAUUUCAUUUCGGAAGACGAGGAGACCAAGUUACUCCAAAAGGUCCAAUCAGCUCCCCUCCCACGCUGGACUCAUCUCUCUCAUCGUCGACUCCAAACGUGGCCAUCGACACUCACCAAAUCCGACACUCUGCUCUUAUCACCGCUACCACCAUGGUUAACAGAUCCCAUCAUCCACCGCUUUAAUGAACUCAACAUCUUUGCCGAUGCUCCACAUGGCGCACCGAAUCAUGUCCUGGUAAAUGAAUACCAGUCAGGCCAGGGCAUCAUGCCCCAUGAGGACGGCUCAGCAUACUACCCCCUGGUAGCUACUGUAAGCCUGGGCGCACCUAUCGUGCUUAACUUAUAUGAGAAGAACGGCAAUUGCAAUGGAAAGGAGAGCCACAUGUCUAUGAAUAUACCACCUCAUGGCAAACCGCGUUUUCGUAUCCUACAGGAACGACGGAGUCUGUUAGUUAUGAGACAGCACAUAUACACAGAUUUCCUACAUGGCAUUGCGGAGACAGCUAUUGACGAGGAUUUGGGUCCACACUCUAUCUGUAAUUGGGAUUCUUUGCGAGAGAAGGAUUCAUAUAGUGCUGGGUGGUACUCACGGGAGACGAGGACGAGUCUGACAUAUCGGGAUGUACUCAAGGUUGCCAAGAUUGGAGAUACUUUGAAGUUUUUAGGUGGGCCAAGCUGA